UAUCUCACUCUCCAUCCAUCAUACAUCCAUAUGCGUCUUUUGGAUACCUACUUCUCCUAGAGCGCGUCAGUCCUCCUGGAUCAGUGCAUCCUCCACUUGUCAUCUCCGCUGUUGUCCCUCUGGAAGCUGUCUCUCGGUGAUGAUGCCUGGCUGAAAGGCUCGCAGCAACGUUGAUCUUCCAACCUAACGCAGCGGGACCGACUGAACCAGAGCCUGGUGCUGUUUCUGUUCUUGGAGCGUGGCUCUGCGUAAUGGAUUUACGGUUGACAGAGAAAAGUUGGAUUUUGUGAAGAGACGCUUGGACCCCUAAAAUGGACAGAAUAGGAGGGCGUUUUUAGAAAGGUGCUUUUGGGUUGGAAUCACACCGUGAGAGGAAAUGCACAGAGCGUGGAUACUCUUCUUUCUAAUAGAAGAGGGUUUCGCUCUGGCACAGAGAACUAAAGAUUCCCCAAACGAUCAUGGCGGCCAGAGCCCUAACCAGAACGAAUGUGGCACCUGGGUCCGCAACAUCAACGGCGGGGUGUUCACAUCGCCAAACUACCCCAACACUUACCCGCCCAACAAGGAGUGUGUUUACAUCCUGGAAGCUCUCCCUAGACAAAGGAUUCAGCUGGUUUUUGAUAAGACUUACUACAUCGAGCCAUCAUUCGAGUGCCGCUUCGAUCACAUCGAAAUCCGUGAUGGGCCAUUUGGGUUCUCGCCGCUCAUUAAUCGCUUCUGUGGGGGACAGAACCCGGGCCUGGUUACAUCGACAGGCCGUUUCAUGUGGAUCAAGUUCACCAGCGAUGAAGAGCUGGAAGGCCUUGGUUUCCGCAUUAAGUACACUUUCAUUGCAGACCCUGAUUUCCAUCUGCACGUGGGCGGACUGCUAAACCCCAUCCCAGACUGUCAGUUUGAAAUUGGUGGAUGGGAUGGGGUUAUUCGCUCCAGUCAGGUGGAGGAGGAAGAGAGAGUGAAGCCUGGUGAUGCUCUGGACUGCAUCUGGACCAUCAGGGCUCCUCCUCAGUCCAAGAUCUACCUACGCUUUAUGGAGUACCAGAUGGAGCACUCUAAUGAGUGCAAGAAGAACUUUGUGGCGGUGUACGAUGGCAGCAGUGCAAUCGAGAACCUUAAGGCUAAGUUCUGCAGCACCGUGGCCAACGAUGUGAUGCUGGAUAACGGCGUGGGAGUCGUGCGAAUGUGGGCUGACGAGAAGAGCCGGCUCAGCCGAUUCCGCAUGCUCUUUACUUCAUUUGUUGACCCCCCCUGUUCAGCCAAUACAUUCUUCUGCCAUAGCAACAUGUGUAUUAACAACUCCCUGGUGUGCAAUGGCGUUCAGAACUGUGUCUACCCAUGGGAUGAAAACCACUGCAAAGAGAAGCGAUCUAAGGGGCUUUUUCAUCAGAUCACUAAGACCCAUGGAACUGUCAUUGGAGUCUCAUCAGGCAUAGUUCUGGUUCUUCUAAUCAUCUCCAUCCUGGUCCAGAUGAAGCAGCCAAGGAAAAAGGUUGUAGCUCGCCGGCCCGGUGUUUUCAACAAGGCAGGCUUCCAGGAGGUUUUCGACCCGCCCCACUAUGAGCUCUUCUCUCUGCGUGACAAGGAGAUAUCGUCAGAUUUAGCUGACCUGUCUGAGGAGCUGGACAGCUUCCACAAGCUGCGGCGCUCCUCCACCAUGUCCCGCUGUGUCCAUGAGCACCACUGUGGCUCACAAGCCUCAGUGGCUACUGGCGGUGGCAGCAUGAAGCACAGCCGCACCACCCUGAGCUCCAUGGAGCUAUCCUACCAUAACGACUUCUCCAAGCCACCGCCCAUGAAGACUUUCAACUCCACGGCCAGCUACAAGAAGAGCUGCUACGGCUACAAGCAGCACUCACAGACUCACGACUGCGACCAGCAGGUCAUCGAGGACCGCGUCACAGAGGAGAUCCCAUGUGAGAUCUAUGGCCGUGGAGCAAUAGCUGGAGGAGGAGCCACAGGUGGAGCAAUGGGAGGAGCAUCAGGGAUUGCAGGAGGAGGGAUUGGAGGAGCAGUGGGGAUAACAGGAGGAGUGGCCAUGUCAGGGGGAAUGGGUAUGGCGGGAGGAGUGAGCAUGGCGGGGCCUAGCGGCAUCGCUGGAGGUAUCGGUGGUGGGAUGGCAGGAGCCUGCGGAACCCUUAGUGUCCGUGGCAACAGCGCUCGUAACAGUACGACCAUAGUUGACCCACAACAGCGUUCCAUGUCCAUGGACUUCUAGAUGGUGAACGGAGAAAGAAAAGGGGAAAGGGAAUGCAGAAAGAGCUCAUAUUUCACUCAUGGAAAGGAGAGACGGGAGAAGAGAAGACAGGAGGGUCACAAUAAUCCUUAACUGAUCACUCCUCUUCCUGCUUCUGCCUUUGCUUUCAAAGCAGUAUUGAAACUUUUGCACACUGAAGGAUCUUAUCCUAUUAAAGUCUGAAAGUUUGGAGAAUUGGCAUAUAAGAACAAAGGAUCAAAAAGAGGAAAAAAUAGGACUGCCAGUUCUAUUCUUCAGGAUAUUGAGUGUAUGGGUGAAGGGAGGGUGGAGAUAUCGUGUCUCUCCUCCAGUCUUACACUCAUUCAAUCGCUCCUUUUCAUAAGAGACACAUAAGAAGAGGGCUCAGACCCUGCAGACCCAAGACUGCUCUCUGUUUGGUAGCCUAGAAGACCAGCUAACCACUCAGAAACAAGGAGAGAAAAAGACGAAGACAUCCCAGGACUGAGUUUCUACAUUUAUUCACCUGCCAUGCACAAAUAUAUGAUAUAUAGUGCGUCUUCUAAAAAUUUGAGUCUUUAUUUUUGUCAGUGUACUGUACUGUUAAAACCAGUAUAUAUCCAGCCUCAUGAUGAUGCUUGGCUUUUAACUCUUAAUCUUUUUCAAAUGUUGCUCAGAUGAUUUUAUGAAGAUGACUUAUCCAUGACGUACAGUUAUGAUGAUGAUGAUGAUGAUGAUGAUGAUGAUGAUGAUGAUGAUGAUGAUGAUGAGGAGGAAGUUGAUGAUCAGAAAUAUGAUAAUGAUGAUGACAAUGUUAAUGAUGUGAUAUUACUAUAAUAAUUCUGUAAUUUUCAUGGUUACCUCAAACAUACACAGAAGGUACGCUCCAUUCAGUCUCUCCUCAGGAAGAGCACAUGAAGAGACUGUCUUAUUUUGGUAAGAAAUAGAGAAAAAAAAGUCUAUUUCUGCUCAGUGAGCUUUCUAGCAUAUGGGCAUUCAGGCUAUGAUUGAUGGUUUAUGGAAUGUGAAAUGUUUGGUUGUGAGACCUGGACUGAAUCGAAAUAGCAACCAUCCCACUCCCAAACCCACCCCUUACCAGGAGAAAAUGUAAUUUCCCCAUGAACUGAGUGUGUAAAACAAGCACAACCUGUUUCCCUAAAGAGACAGACAUGUAGCCUAUAUUGGACUCAUUUAUGAUUUUAACCACUGGUUGUAUAAUUUCAUUCUGUUGAAUUAAAUGAGAGCUUACUCACC
Molecule: messenger RNA, 3442 nt
Organism: Centropristis striata (black sea bass)
Lineage: Eukaryota; Metazoa; Chordata; Actinopteri; Perciformes; Serranidae
Product: neuropilin and tolloid-like protein 2
Exons: 10
Coding region: 377-2212 (611 amino acids)
Molecular function (GO): protein binding
Source: RefSeq, a predicted model, not a curated record